This is a messenger RNA of Stylonychia lemnae, 1029 nucleotides long. Lineage: Eukaryota; Ciliophora; Spirotrichea; Sporadotrichida; Oxytrichidae. The record is from the annotation of a GenBank genome assembly.
AUGCAAGCUAAUGCAAUGAGCGAUCCUUAUGGAAUGAAUUAGAUAUAAAUUAAGGAAUACAGCAGAUAAAAGAAUCAAGGGAUGAAUUUAAAGAGAGCUGAAUCACAUCAAGCGAGAAAUCAUAAUUCUAGUCUAUCUGUGUAUUCUCUUCCAGGGAUUAAUAAUAAUGGAAGCAAUACUAGUUUUUCUGAAACUGAAAGUGUACAUAGAAAUGGAAAGAGAGGAGAAGUAGCUCAUCACAGAGAGUCAUCUCAAAAAUUGAACGACUCUUAUGGAGAUUAUAUUAGGAAGAAGGAGUUAUUUGGAAUAGAUGGGUAUAAGGUUCCUUCAAAUAAGGCUCUGAUUAUACCACCAAGAACUUUCAAAUUAGUGAAGAGUGAAAAGCAGAGCAGAUCGUUUGUAGAUGUUGAGGUUAAAAAUAGAUAAUUCAUGCCUCCUCCAAAUUACUAUUAAACUCCUUCAGAUUGGAAGAAGCAGCAAAAUGAGUAUUUAUAUGGCGGAAGUCCACUUAAGGGUAAGUUUUUAAAAGGAAAUAGAGUCACACUAUCUGCUGAAAUUAUUAAUUAGAAUAAAAAAGAAUCUAUGCCAGGCCCUGGAUCAUAUGAUAGUGCACAAAAAUAAAAGCUAACUGGCUUGUAUAAAGUAAAAGAAGAAAAAAGUUAAUUUAUUGACGAUGCUAAGUACUUUGGAUUACAAACACCAGGCGCAAUAUAUAAUCCUAAGGUAGAAUAUGUGAAGCCAAGAAUUAUCACCACAAAAGUUUAUGCUGACAAAAAAGACAAAGAUGACACAAAAAUUAAGAAAUCUGAUGCCCCCUGCCCAGGUCAAUACGAUGUAGAGAAUUCUUAUGCCAAGACUCAGUGGACCAGCAGAGUACCAUAAUUCACUAAAAGGAAUCAUAAGAGCUUCAUCGACAUCUACAAAAAAUCUAGAGAUUUUCUACCAGGGGUGGGCUCAUAUCAAAAUAUGGAAAAUGGCUUUAAUAAAUUAAGUUUUAACCCCCCUAGUAUUAGAACUAAAAGACAUUGA